Molecule: messenger RNA, 1221 nt
Organism: Papaver somniferum (opium poppy)
Lineage: Eukaryota; Viridiplantae; Streptophyta; Magnoliopsida; Ranunculales; Papaveraceae
Product: zinc finger BED domain-containing protein RICESLEEPER 2-like
Exons: 3
Coding region: 1-1221 (406 amino acids)
Source: RefSeq, a predicted model, not a curated record
AUGAUCAUUACACCGAUCCUAGACGAAACUGAAGAAUCUCAAUAUGAAUACCAUGUACGGACAACUCCAACUUCGCCUCCACCAGCUAAUGACGUCCAACUUCAAUCUAAUGAUACUGCGCAUCCAAAUGCAGCUGAUGGUGACGAUGCCGAGGAUGAAGCUACCAAAACAAGAACAGGGAGGAAGAGGUCCAUAACAGACAUAAGACAAGCGGUACUUACUCCGAGUAGAAAAAAAGAUGUGCGAAACCAGCUUACAACAUAUAAUUUUGAUCAAUCUGCCGCCAGGAAGGAGCUCGCUUACAUGAUAAUUCUACAUGAAUACCCGCUUUCCAUCGUCGAGCAUGAAGGAUUCAGAAGAUAUUCAAAUGCACUCCAACCACUGUUUAAGGUGGUAUCCCGAAACACCAUUAAAAAUGACAUUUUCAAAAUAUACGAUGAAGAAAAAGUUAAAAUAAUGCAGCUUUUAGAGAAACAUCAAGGAAAAAUUGCAUUAACCACUGAUAUGUGGACCACUAAACAAAAGAAAGGAUACAUGGUCAUUACAUCUCAUUUUAUCGAUGAUUCAUGGAUCCUACAAAGCCAAAUUAUCAGGUUUAUGUAUGUUCCAUGUCCACAUACAGCUGAGGUCCUCUCGGAAGCAUUGAUGGAAUGUCUGUUGGAUUGGAAUAUUGAUGGUAAGAUAUCUACUAUUACUGUUGAUAAUUGCACCACUAAUGAUCUUAUGAUCAAAAAUACCUUGGAAAAAUUGUCAAGUAACUCAUUACUAUUGGGUGGAGAUUUGUUUCAUAUGCGUUGUUGUGCGCACAUACUAGCUCUCAUAGUCAAGCAAGGAUUAGAAGGGAUUAAAGGGGCAAUCGAGUUGAUUCGUAAUAGUGUUUCUUACUGGAAAGCAACACCAAAACGAGUUGAAAAAUUCGAAGAGGCUGCUCGUCAGUUAAAUAUUGCAUGUACAAAUAAGCUAGUCCUUGAUUGUGAGACUAGAUGGAACUCUACAUAUAUGAUGCUUAAUAUUGCUAUUAAGUAUCAAAGGGUCUUCACUCGCCUAAAGCAACGAGAGCCACAAUAUAAGUAUUUGCCCGGUGAAGAAGAUUGGUCGUUCGCAAGGGAGAUGUGUGAUAAAUUGAAGAUAUUUUAUAACUUCAUGAAGAAGUUUUCUGGAGUAAAAUAUCCUACAACCAAUCUUUUUUUCCAAGUAUUUGUGAGAUUAGAUUGUCAUUGA